UUACCUGCUCUCUCUCUCUCUCUCUCUCUACUCUCUCAGUGGAAACCCUACCUUCGCUCCUCCCUCGCGGCGGUCCAGAGUUAUCAGGGUUCUAGAACAAUCCUUUCUUCUAGGGUUUCGCCGACGUCGCUCUCGUCCUCCGCCUGGUGCUCCUAUGGCGGCCUCCGUCACCGCGUCCGUCCCCGCAGCCCGCGCCUCCUCCUCGAAGACGGAGAGCUACGUCGACAACAAGCGGCGCGACGACGUCCGUCAGGCCAACAUUGUCUCCGCCCGCGCGGUGGCGGAUGCGGUGCGGACCAGCCUCGGCCCCAAGGGCAUGGAUAAGAUGAUCGCCUCCGCCUCCGGCGAGGUCAUCAUUACCAACGACGGCGCCACCAUCCUCAACAAGAUGGAGGUCCUCCAGCCCGCCGCCAAGAUGCUCGUCGAUCUGUCCCGCUCCCAGGACGCCGCCGCCGGCGACGGUACCACCACCGUCGUCGUCCUCGCCGGCUCCCUCCUCCGCCGCUCCCUCUCCCUCCUUUCCGCCGGCAUACACCCCACUGUCGUCUCCGACGCUCUCCACCGCCUCUCCGUCCGCGCCGUCGACGUCCUCCACGGCAUGGCCAUCCCCCUCGACCUCUCCGACCGUGACUCCCUCGUCAAGUCUGCCGCUACCUCCCUCAACAGCAAGGUCGUCAGCCAGUACUCCUCCCUCCUCGCUCCCCUCGCCGUCGACGCUGUCCUAUCCGUCGUCGACCCCGCCCACCCCGAUCUCGUCGACCUCCGCGAUGUCAAGAUUGUCAAGAAGCUCGGCGGCACCGUAGAUGACACCGAGCUUGUCAAAGGCCUCGUCUUUGAUAAGAAGGCCAGCCAUUCUGCCGGAGGCCCUGCCCGUGUGGAGAAUGCGAAGAUCGCCGUCAUCCAGUUCCAGAUCUCCCCACCUAAGACCGACAUCGAGCAGAGCAUCGUCGUCUCCGACUAUACUCAGAUGGACCGCAUCCUCAGGGAGGAACGUAACUAUAUUCUUGGGAUGGUGAAAAAGAUUAAGGCCACCGGCUGCAAUGUGCUUCUCAUCCAGAAGAGCAUUCUCAGGGAUGCUGUGACUGACCUCUCGCUGCACUACUUGGCCAAGGCCAAGAUUUUGGUGGUCAAGGAUGUGGAGAGGGACGAGAUCGAGUUCAUCACGAAGACGCUGAACUGCCUGCCUAUCGCCAAUAUCGAGCAUUUCCGGGAGGAGAAGCUGGGGUUUGCUGACUUGGUGGAGGAAGUCUCGGUCGGCGAUGGGAAGAUUGUGAAGAUCACGGGGAUCAAGAACAUGGGGAGGACCACGAUUGUGCUUGUCCGGGGCUCGAAUCAGCUCGUCAUUGACGAGGCUGAGCGGAGCCUUCACGAUGCCCUCUGUGUUGUCAGAUGCUUGGUGAAUAAGAGAUUUCUGAUUGCUGGUGGGGGUGCACCAGAAAUUGAGAUGUCAAGGCAGCUAGGAGCAUGGGCAAAGGAACUGCAAGGGAUGGAGAGCUACUGUGUAAAGGAGUUCGCAGAGGCACUGGAGGUCAUUCCCUACACGUUGGCCGAGAAUGCAGGGCUAAAUCCAAUAGCCAUCGUGACGGAGCUAAGGAACCGGCAUGCCCAGGGUGAAAUCAAUACUGGAAUUAAUGUGAGGAAGGGUCAGAUAACAAACAUAUUGGAGGAGAAUGUUGUGCAGCCAUUAUUGGUUAGUACUAGUGCAAUUACACUAGCAACCGAAUGUGUGAGGAUGAUCUUGAAGAUUGAUGACAUAAUCACUGUGAGGUAGAAUGGAGAUAUGCCAACCGGUGUGGUUGUUUGGAACCAUAGAUGGUUUUGUUUAGCUUAAAAACCCUCCUAAUCUAUGGAAUGAAAUGUCAGAAAGAGUGGUAGUUGUGGUUGUUUUACUAUUCCUGCAUAUUCUGGCUUCAUGGUUUUGGUGUGGGACUUCUUAAUCCUUGUACCUUUACAAACACUUUUUUGUCUUACUCUGCUAGUAUGAAGUGCUGAGAUGUAAGCGAAGCUAUGGCUGUUUUUGCUUUUGUUGCAUGCUUGGUGUCUUAACCAUCAAAGUAUUAUUUUCUGAUA
This is a messenger RNA of Phoenix dactylifera (date palm), 2070 nucleotides long. Its product is annotated as T-complex protein 1 subunit delta. Gene Ontology annotation, molecular function: ATP hydrolysis activity; ATP binding; ATP-dependent protein folding chaperone. NCBI's taxonomy places the organism in Eukaryota, Viridiplantae, Streptophyta, Magnoliopsida, Arecales, Arecaceae. Gene Ontology annotation, biological process: protein folding. The record is from RefSeq and is a predicted model, not a curated record.